Molecule: messenger RNA, 2563 nt
Organism: Scleropages formosus (Asian bonytongue)
Lineage: Eukaryota; Metazoa; Chordata; Actinopteri; Osteoglossiformes; Osteoglossidae
Product: kelch-like protein 10
Exons: 5
Coding region: 62-1870 (602 amino acids)
Molecular function (GO): protein binding
Source: RefSeq, a predicted model, not a curated record
GGCGUCCCGUCCGGAUCAGCAGCGAGAGGGGAACGCGGGGGCCCCGGGUGCGAGCAGUGACAUGGAGGAGACGUUGCGUUCGGGCAAAGCGCCCAAGAGCCCCGCGGAGCACAAGACGAGCGCCAUGAGCGUCUUCAACGAGCUGCGUCUGGAGGGGAAGCUUUGCGACGCCGUCGUUAAGGCCAGUGGCGUGGAGUUCAGGGUCCACAGGGUCAUCCUUUGUGGCUGCAGCUCCUACUUCCGCGCUCUUUUCACCAGUGACUGGUGUGACACUCAGAUGGCCGUGUACAGCUUCCCCGGCGUGUCCCCCGAGGUGAUGAGGCUCAUCGUGGAGUACGCCUACACGUGCGCGGUGCCCGUGACGCCCGACAACGUCGAGCGUCUGCUGGCGGCCGCCGACCACUUCAACGUCAUGGGCGUCGUGCGCGAGUGCUGCCGCUUCCUGGAGGGCCAGCUGAGCCCCGACAACUGCAUCGGCGUCUACAAGUUCGCCAGCCUCUACUUCUGCCCCGAGCUGCGGCAGCGCGCCUACCUCUUCAUCCUGCACCACUUCGAGGAGGUGGUGCGCUCCUCCGACGAGUUCCUGGAGCUCGAGGCGCUGCAGCUGUGCGACAUCAUCGAAAAGGACCACCUGAACAUCAAGCGGGAGAGCGUGGCGUUCGAGGCCGUCCUUCGCUGGAUCGCUCACGCGCCCUCGGGCCGCAAGCGCCACAUCUCCCUUCUGCUCUCCAAGGUGAGACUGGCGCUGAUGGACACCAACUACUUCAUGAAUAACGUGAAGAACAAUGAGAUGGUGAAGCACAGCGAGGAGUGCAAGCCCAUCAUCAUCAACACCCUCAAGUCCAUUUAUCACCUGACCACGAACGAGACGCGCGGCUCCGACUUCCAGAACCCUCUGACCCGGCCGCGCCUGCCCUACUCCGUCCUGCUCGCCAUCGGCGGCUGGAGCGGCAGCAGCCCCACCAACGGCAUCGAAGCGUACGACGGCCUCACCGACCACUGGCUCAACGUGACGGUGGAGGAGGAGAGCCCCCGAGCGUACCACGGCGCCGCCUACCUCGACGGCUUUGUGUACUGCAUCGGCGGCUUCGAUGGAGAGGAGUACUUCAGCAGCGUGCGCAAGCUGAACCCCGUGACGCGCACCUGGCACCAGGCGGCCCCCAUGCACUCGCGCCGCUGCUACGUCAGCGUGGCUGUGCUCGAAGGCCUCCUCUACGCCAUGGGCGGCUUCGACGGCUACGUGCGUCUCGACUCGGCGGAGCAGUACGACCCCGAAGCCAACCAGUGGACGGUGGUUUCCAGCAUGCACGAGCGCAGGAGCGACGCCAGCGCCACCACCCUUCGCGGCAAGGUGUACAUCUGCGGAGGCUUCAAUGGAAACGAGUGCCUCUCCACCGCCGAGCACUACAAUCCCGAGAGCAACCAGUGGACCCUCAUUGCCCCCAUGAGGAGUCCCCGUAGCGGAGUCGGGGUCAUUGCGUACGGAGAGCAGGUCUAUGCAGUAGGAGGCUUCGACAGGGCCAACCGGCUGCAGAACGCUGAGGCCUACAACCCGUUGACCGACAGCUGGCGCGCCGUGCCCACCAUGUUCAACCCACGCAGCAACUUUGGGAUUGAGGUGAUGGACGACCUUCUCUUCGUAGUGGGAGGCUUCAACGGCUUGUACACCACCUUCAACGCGGAGUACUACGACCAGAAAACGGACAAGUGGUAUAAAGCCCACAACAUGGGCAUCUUUCGCAGCGCGCUCAGCUGCUGCGUGGUGCCCGGCCUUCCCAACGUCCACGAGUACGUCGUCCCCAGGGACACUCUGCAGAGUCCGCGCAAGAAACUCAAGCUCUCUACCUCCCACUGCAUGCUCUCCAUGUGACCGACUCACUUACAGCACAACCCUUUGAGCUCGCAAUGAAAAUAAACCAUCCGCGUCAGUUUGCAUCAUGGGAAAUGAGUGCAGGAUUCUGGAUGCGUGCUUAUUCCUCCAAAUGGCGCAACCGCGUGUCCGGAAUCACUGGGCACGAGGGGGGUGCGUGCACCCUGGAUGGGAUGCCAUUCCGUCACAGGGGAGUCAUACAUUCGCUCACAUUCACACGCUACAGGCCAUCUGGCAUCACCAGUGCAUCUGAACUGCAUGUGUUUGAACGGUGGGAGGAAACCGGAGCACCCGGAGAAAUCCCACGCACACACGGAAAGCGCACAGCUGGUGUCCCGCAGGGCCCAACGGUAGAGUAUAAACGUUUCCAAAACAGUAACAGUACCAAUAAACAAACUAACAGUGACAGCACACGGGAAGCAGUGUACAGAACUGGUAAAAAUGUUUCUAAAACAGUAACAUGAUGAAUUUGUGUUGUUUUUUUUUUUAAUAAUAAACUGGGGAAUAUCCGGACAUCCUUUGUACCCUCUACUUCGGUCCAGGCAGUGCAAGCGUUUCCGACGAUAAUGGUACUUGCUGUCUGCAACGUUUCAGUAGCUUCGGCUUAAUUACUACAGAGGAAAUUACCGUGGCAAUUGGCUCUAUGAAAGGUACAACCUGUCCUUUAGACCCAGUCCCCACUAAAUUACUGAA